Messenger RNA from Hymenoscyphus albidus, 2232 nucleotides. Lineage: Eukaryota; Fungi; Ascomycota; Leotiomycetes; Helotiales; Helotiaceae. The record is from the annotation of a GenBank genome assembly.
CUUCCAUUCGGGGUCCAUUGGGUCAUUGGAUCACUUAGUGACCUCUUACUGUACCUAGGUACCCGUGCUACCCCACUAGCGUCAUCUGCAAGUACAUUAAUUUUGGGAACGAAAGGCUAUUGUACUACUAAUCGUACACCACCCUUUUUUGGUGUCAGUCCGAAUUUUUCGGCCCACGGAAUUGUCUCCUCAACAAUUCCUCUUCCAAUGGUACAAUUCACGAACCUGCCAACGAAAGGAACCACCGACGGGGAGGAGCACAAUUUCGCCAUCAUGUCGAGCUCCAAUUCUUCCGACGCAGACAUCCCCAACGGCUCUAGCAAGCGAAGAUCGGACGACGAGGGGUCGAAGAGCAGUAAGAAGAGGAAGAGGAAGGAGAAGGAGAAGAGCUCUAGGAAAACCAAUGGCGUGUCCAAGAGACGUCACAGUGUCAGCAAACCCGCGAGAGACCCCAGAGACGAGGCUUCACCGGCUUCAAAGGACGACGAGGACGAGGUGCGCUCGCUAAGUCCAGUCAUUGAUUUUGAUGGCUUGAGCAGACCAAGUAUGACCAUCUGUUGUUUCAUGCCUCAAUGACAUCAUUUCUGAUUUUGGGCACAGGUCUUGGGACGAGAGAAAGGAAAGAGGAGAACCCGGAACAAGCUGCGGCCCGUCUAAAGAAGCUAUCUGGGGCAGUUCGAACCAUUCUUGAAUGCAUUGGCGAGGAUCCCGAUCGAGAAGGUCUACUGGGCACACCCGAACGAUAUGCAAAAGCGAUGCUCUACCUUACCAAAGGAUACCAGGAGAAUGUCAAGGAUAUUGUCAACGAUGCUAUUUUCCACGAAGGACACAAUGAAUUGGUCAUUGUAAAGGAUAUCGAGGUGUUUAGCCUCUGCGAGCAUCACAUGGUCCCAUUUACUGGAAAGGUGAGAUUUGAGUUCAGAAUACCAAGGCGAUAGCUCCUGCUGAACAAUGACUCGUAGAUGCACAUAGGUUACAUCCCCAACAAAGAUGUUAUCGGAAUCUCGAAACUUCCCCGAAUCGCAGAUAUGUUCUCCAGAAGACUACAGAUCCAAGAACGACUGACAAAAGAUGUUGCACAUGCAGUCAUGGAAAUUCUCAACCCACAGGGAGUCGCAGUCGUGAUGGAGUCGAGCCACCUAUGUAUGGUCAUGCGAGGUGUAGAAAAGACAAGCGCAACGACAAUCACGAGUUGCGUACUUGGGUGCAUAGAGAAGAGAGUGAAGACUAGAAACGAAUUCUUCAGUCUGGUGGGUCUCAAUAGACGAUAAACACAACAAGACAUACAAAUCAGGGAGGCACUUUUUGAAUGAAUGCAUUAGAAGGCGUUUGGUAUUAAAUGGUAGGGUACUUUUGGGCUCCGCGGUCUUCAACACCAUGCAGGUUCGGCGUUUUAUUUGGUCUUAACGCCAUCUUAUAUUGAUCUUUUGCGAAGAUAAGAAAUUCGAACAUCACUCACUAAAUACGAAAAGAAUUGAAGGGGUUGUCUAUCUAUUUUUCAAAACUCUUUCAUGCUAUGACUGCGACCAAGCUCCAACAGUUCCAAGUUCUCUCCUCAAUCCGCUCUCUACAUCCCUGACGACCUUCGCUACAUCACUCAGAAUUGAUUCAGCAACCUCUUCUACACUGGAACCCGCAUCGAUAACGGUCAUAUCAGUUGAUUCCUCCCCACCCCUGACAGUCAAUCCAAGGAAUCGCUCGCGAACUCUUUCCUGCAUUUCUCUCUUCUCGUACUUCUCCUCUCCAUACCCUCCUCUUUUUUCUGCUUCUGCAGCACUUAAAUCUAGGAAUAUUACUCGAUCAGGGCGUGGUAAACCGACUUCAGGAGAACGUGCCCAAUCUAGGGAGAGAGCGGGAUUGUUUUUGGAUGCGCUAUAUACCAUUCCUGAGUAGUAAUAGCGAUCGCAAAUGAUGGUUGUGCCGAGGGAGAUUUGUUGCUUGAUGUAGGAGCUGGGAGGUGUUAAUGUCGUAACUAAGAAAAAUAGGGAUAUUUGGUGGUAAGGAAGACAUACGCUCUCUCCCAUCUAUUUGCAGAGAAGAGGAGGUGGAUUGCGUGGUCAUCCAUUUCGGUGGUGUUUUCUAGGUAGCUGUUUAUCAUUCUUCCAAUGGGGGUUGUUCGAUCUGUACAUCUCGGUUCUUAGCAUGCACCAAGGCAAUAGAACACCAUAAAUCUCUGAUCAAUUGGACUGUCAUUCAAGAUAGAAAAUUCAAGUACCUGGAAACCUUAGCGUC